This is a messenger RNA of Nymphaea colorata (pocket water lily), 1538 nucleotides long. RefSeq names its product monooxygenase 3-like. The transcript is spliced from 5 exons. The record is from RefSeq and is a predicted model, not a curated record. Gene Ontology annotation, molecular function: FAD binding. Bases 56 to 1291 code for a protein of 411 amino acids. Lineage: Eukaryota; Viridiplantae; Streptophyta; Magnoliopsida; Nymphaeales; Nymphaeaceae.
AGCUCUCUAGUUUCCGGAGGUGGUGGUGGUGCUGCUUAGUUUAGUGUGAUAGAAAAUGGUGACGGAGAUGACUGAAGACAUAGUGAUAGUGGGCGCAGGCAUCGCCGGGCUUGCCACCGCGGUGGGGCUUCAUCGAGUUGGGCUCGGUUGCCGGGUUCUUGAGCGCGCUCAGGAGCUUCGAACCACUGGCGCCGCACUCAUGCUCUUCCCCAAUGCUUGGCGUGCCCUGGAGACUCUCAACGUCGCUCACAAGCUCACUCCUUUCUAUGCUCCUUUCAAGACGGCAAGCUUUACGUCGCUUAGUGCUCGUCGAACCCAAAAGGUCCCUCUCCUCGGAAUCACCGUCAGUGAGAAACUUGGACUGAGGUCUGUUCAUAGGAAGGCACUGCUUGAGGCCCUAGCAGAGGAACUUCCGCCCUCCACUAUCCGGCUGGGCUCCCGGCUGUCGUCCAUAGAACAGUCUCCCGGCGAGUCCCUGAUCACUCUUCAUUUGGAGGAUGGAACCAGAGUUAAGACAAAGGUUUUGAUCGGAUGCGACGGGAACAGGUCUUUGGUGGCUCAAUGGAUGGGGAUGUCGGAACCGAUCAACUCCGGCCGGUCGGCGAUUCGGGGCCUAUCGGUUUACCCGGACGGCCACGACAUUGACCAUGAAAUGGUUCAGUUUCUUGGUGAUGGGGUUCGGGCAGGCUAUAUUCCUAUCAAUAAGAAGCAUGUUUAUUGGUUUGUCAUCAGAACGGCACAUCCCGUUGAUGAGGAAAUAUGGAAGAGCCCAAAGCUGAUCAAGCAAGAUGUAACCGAUAGAGUAGCAAAGGACUGGCCAAAGGAGUAUCGUGAGGUGGUGGAGCAUUCUGAUCUCGACACGUUGACGCAAGCUCCACUCUUCUUCAGGAGUCCACUGAGUCUGCUGUUUGGGAAUCUGUCGAGGGGAAGCGUCACGGUUGCCGGCGACGCGUUGCACCCGAUGACCUCCGACAUCGGCCAGGGCGGGUGCACGGCCCUUGAGGACGCGGUGGUGCUGGCCAGGAACCUCAGCCUAGCUCUGCGGAAGAACGGCAAGAUCGAGUUCGACCAUAAGGCCAUCGAGGAAGGGCUGAGGAAGUACGGGAACGAGAGGAGAUGGAGAUCGGCGGCGCUGAUCGCCUACGCCUACCUGUCCGGCUGGGUGCAGAGCCAGCCGUGGAGGUUGGUCAAGAUGUUCAGGGACAAGAUCUGCUACGGCCUCAUGUUCAAUAGGUUCGUGGAUCUCGUGGACUAUAACUCUGGUGAGUUGCCGAGUUUUAAGCUGGCCUGAAGCCGACGGAGAUGUGGAACACUAGUGUUAAGCUACGCCGGUCCGGCUUGGUUUGCACCACUAAAUUAAGUCCGGACUUCUUCGUUGCUUCAAAAGAAGUUAGGAACGUUUGAUCGGUUUGAGUUGCUUCUUUUCUCGGUUUCCAUUUUCUUUCCGGUUUCAAGUGUUAAAUAUGUAAAGUAGUGCUUUCUUGAGUUGUGGUCUUGUUUUCAAUAUUACUUGAUAAACUACUCAAUUUUAGCAUGCA